UCAAUAGCCAAGCACCGUUUGUCGCGAUAAGAACAUUCAUUAGGAAUGAUGAGGCGUUACCUAGUAUUCAGUGUUCUGCUGCUUCUCCGGUUUCCAGCAGCCGAAGGGGACAGCUUGCGGGCGCUCCGGAAACUUUUGCAACAGCACGAUGAAGAGGCAGAACUAAAGGAGCGUUUCAGAGCGGACAUGGAUUCUUGGACCGAACAAUUUCACCAAUCUACCUCGAGCUUUAUGCAUUUUGUAGAGAAUUGUCGGCAACCGGGUAGCCAGUGUAGUCCGGGAAAGGUGCAGCGCCAGAUACGUUUACUGCGACGCUUCUACUCGGCACUGCGCAUGCAACUCGAGACUCUGGAACGACAGUACGAGGGCCGUUUGAGGGAUACGGAAGUGUUGCUGCCAGCUCUCUUGGCAGCCAGACAGGCGCUGCAGCAAUACUAUGAAACCCUGAGAGUAGUUAAUGCGCAAACCUAUAAGCUGGUGGCGCAGUGAUAGCCCGGAAACUUGGGAAUAUAAUACAAGCAUGCAUCUAGAAUAGAUGCUCUAUAAAAAUCUGUGCCUAAGACCACAACGUAGUUUCUUGUGUCAACUAGAUCCCAUUGAGUACGUAGAGCAUGCAAUAAACCUAGGCAUAUAAAUCAA
Molecule: messenger RNA, 639 nt
Organism: Scaptodrosophila lebanonensis
Lineage: Eukaryota; Metazoa; Arthropoda; Insecta; Diptera; Drosophilidae
Exons: 2
Coding region: 46-489 (147 amino acids)
Source: RefSeq, a predicted model, not a curated record